This is a messenger RNA of Gasterosteus aculeatus aculeatus (three-spined stickleback), 6430 nucleotides long. It is a transcript of the gene ehmt1b, whose product is annotated as euchromatic histone-lysine N-methyltransferase 1b. Gene Ontology annotation, biological process: peptidyl-lysine dimethylation; negative regulation of transcription by RNA polymerase II. Gene Ontology annotation, molecular function: zinc ion binding; p53 binding; histone H3K9 methyltransferase activity. Gene Ontology annotation, cellular component: nucleus; chromatin. The record is from RefSeq and is a predicted model, not a curated record. NCBI's taxonomy places the organism in Eukaryota, Metazoa, Chordata, Actinopteri, Perciformes, Gasterosteidae.
GUAAUGUAAUGUAAAAUAAGUUUCACAUUAUAUUGCUGCAGGCUCCAGUUUCUGUUGUUGUGUCAAGCUCAUGGUCGGCCUCCUUUUGGGUGUUUUCAUAGUCUCACAUUGUGUUCACUGCCCUUUCUUUUCAAAACAGUAUCUAGUAUCUGCGGAUUUCACAGUAUCUUUACUCUAUUGCAACUCUGCUGUGGUUAGAAAGAAGAACUUAUUUCUCUUUUGUGCUUUGAGUCUUGAAAGUUGGUCAACCUGAGCUUGCAUUUCAAUACGAGGUUGUUUUUCAUUGUUCAGUUGUGAAACAGGAGAUGCUACCAACAUCUCUCCAUCUGCAUUCCUACGCGACUCAAUACAACACUUUACAAAGUGACAGGCUGCUAUUCUGAUUAUAAACACAGUGAUUUCUGAUAACGUUUGAUGGGCAACUUUGCUAUUUAAUGCACAUUUUAUGGACUAAAUGGAUGAUUGAAAAACAAUUAACCAAUUAUUAUAAUAAGGGAAAAUACACAGCAGAGACCUUAAAACAGUGGGAAGCCUUUGUAAUGGAGCACUGUGCCGACCUCGGAUGGUACAUCUUUACUCACUCUGUUCUUAUCAGGCCUUUUUCCUCAAUAGCAGCUCACUCCGUUUCUUCAGUUUUCUCUUGUCUUUUAGACAAAAGACUUUGCAAAGGUUUCAGGCUCCUCAUCCCAUUAGCUUCUGAGGCCUUCUUCGGCAGGGUGGCUGAUUAUACACACCCACUAUGAAGUCUUAAACCCUGCCUUUACUUCGCUGACCAACAGCAGACAACAAAAAAGAAAAGAAGCAAAUGGUUCUGGCUUCAAACUACAGAUUACCUCAGUAUUGGUGUGUGAGAUGAAAACAAUGGUAGGAAGCGGUCCUCCAGUCAUAUACACCUUUCAGUAUUUACGUGGCGAGUCCGUUCCAGUGGACUCCUCCAGUGGCCGUGAGGUCUUCCUGUUCACAGAAAUGGAGUGGUGCUACAGUUAGAAAGGACUGAGCAUGCUCUGUGGAGACUCUUCCGGAGAGGAGCACCGACAGAGGGAGCCACCAGGUCACAUGACCGGCGAGGUGCAUGCAGGGAAAGAAAAAGGAAAAGAGGAGCAAUCUGGUCGACACGUUCUCGUGCUCUCUCCCUCUCUCGAACACUCACACUCCCUCACACCCACACAGUCUCUCUCUCACUGUGACGCCUUCAUCUUCUCAAUGGAGGCCAUGAGAAGAAAGCAGCCCGCUGGUCUAGCCAAGGGCAGCGUGGAUAACGGUGCAUCCACAAAGAAAGAGGAACAUGAUGCCGCAAGCAACGGAGAGGAGAGACCAGAUGUAGACAAAGACGUAGCUGCUAGACUGUCCUCUUCCCCUCCAGCAGAGGCGAUGCUGAACGGCACGGAAUGUGACGCGGCGUGGCGCAGGAGCAGCCCGACGCGCGGCUCUGCCACCAGCAACAACAAGACUUUUCUGUUGCUCAACGAAAACGGCGCGCUGGACGCGGAGCCGCCGCACGGUUCCGUCACUGGGAGCAACGGAUUCAUUCUCACUAAGCAGCAGCAGGACGAGGGCGCCGGCUCCGGCUCUGCGGCAAAGCCGGGUCCGGGAGUCUCCCCCCACAGGACUAACUGGUUGCCUUCGGGCUCACCGACGGGGACACACACGACCAAAUCUUCCCCGGCAUCGGCGUCCGGGUGCGCGCAGAGUUCAGGCACGCUAAGGACUGACCCCAGUACGGGGACUACGUCGGGACAGGAGACAUCAGACACUAAGAACGGCACGGCCUCGUCUCCUGUCCCGGUUCCGGCAGCCGUCACGAUACACAGAGCGCGCAAGACCAUGUCCAGACCCGCUGUGACCCCGGCACAAAAGCUUCUUAACCGGGAAUUAAGGGAAGCAAAGAGUGCCAAAACGGAGACUCGCGUUGAACCCUCGCAGCAGCCCUCGGCGCAGAACCAUCUACCUCAGAAUAGCCCGGACAGUCCAGCUUCAGCACCAACCGCUUCAUCGCCAGUACCUCCGGCUGCUCCCGCUACACCUCCGGCCCCUCCAGCUCCCGAGGAUGCUCCGGACCCCCCGGCUUCUGCGGCUCCUCAAGCCAGUCCCACUCCUCCGGCUCCAGCCAAGCUCCAACUAGGUCCGUACUCGGGAGGGUUGUCGUUACGGAAGAAGAAGAGGAGGAUGGGAAUGUACAGUCUGGUUCCCAAGAAGAAAACCAAAGUGCUUAAGCAGAGAACUGUGCUGGAAAUGUUCAAUGAACUGCGAGAGUCCGCCAAGAGCCCUCAGGCUAAAGAGGUAGCGAACAUAAAUGGCGAGAAGUUCGAAAUUGCAUCUGAAGAAGAGGAGUCCGAGGAGGUGGAGUCUGAGGAAGAGGAGCGUCAGCAGCGGACAGAAGAACCCGUCAGCACCGUCCAGGAAGCAACAUCGGAACCUGUCUCUCAGAUGCAGGUGGGCGAUGAGGUGGAGUCUGAGGAGUCCGGAGAAGAAGAUGGAGAGGAGGAAGGCACAGAGUCCGACUUGAGCACCGAGUCCAGUCUGAAGAAGAAGUUGAAAAAGAAAAUGAAGAGCGACGGCCCGUGGCUCAAGCCGUCCAGGAAACGGAGGAGGAGGAGGAGGAGGAUAAAGGCCAAAGGUGAUUGUCACACGCACGUGGCUCGGGAAGGUAGAACAGACCUGGAGGCAGCGGAUCAGCCCGAAGCUUCAGCUCAGGCCGAGCGGGCGGACGGGGAGGAGCGCAUGCAGCUUUGCUCCCCGGAGUCCAUCAACCUCAACGAGCCCCCGAAGCCAACGGCUCCCCCACAGAACAAAGACACUUCGGGGUCCGUGAUCGAGGAAGCUCAAGAGCUUCCACUCUGCAGCUGCCGCAUGGAGACGCCCAAGAGUCGAGAGAUUCUCACGCUGGCAGACAGGAAGUGCAUGGCCACGGAGAGCGUUGACGGACAGCUGACCCGCUGCCAGGGUGCCAUACUGAAACAUGAAAUGAUGCGUCCCUCCAACUCUGUUCAGCUGCUGGUCCUGUGCGAGGACCACCGCAACGGCAUGGUGAAGCACCAGUGCUGCCCCGGCUGCGGCUUCUUCUGCAGGGCUGGGACCUUCAUGGAGUGCCAACCGGACCUCAGCAUCUCUCACCGUUUCCAUCGUGCUUGUGCGUCAGUGCUGAAAGGUCAAAGCUUCUGUCCCCACUGUGGAGAGGAGGCGGGCAAGGCCAAGGAGGUCACCAUCGCCAAGGCCGACACGACCUCUACUGUGCCCCCCGUGCCGGCGCUCACACACGGACCCGCUACGCCCGGGGUCCCCGAGGGCCGAGCGGACACCACCACCGGCAGCUCCUCUGUUCCUGCGUUGGGGGCGGAGGUCAGCGGCAGGGCCGACAGCUCGCUGUCGACUCCCUCCGCACACGGACUCGACACGUUUGCCGUUGCCGGGUCGUCCAGGACCUCAACGCCGCCGUCCGGGCUGGCGACAGCGGUGCUACCCGCAAUCCCUCCAGGACCGCCGAGAGAGACUCUGGAGAGCAUCCUGGUGGCGCUCGACACGGAGAAGCCAAAGAAGCUGCGCUUUCACCCCAAACAGCUUUACCUCUCAGCCAAACAGGGAGAACUGAAGAAGGUCUUGCUCAUGUUGGUGGACGGUAUCGACCCUAACUUCAAGAUGGAUUCUCAGAACAAACGCACUCCGCUCCACGCUGCAGCGGAGGGAGGCUACAAAGACAUCUGCCACAUGCUCGUGCAGGCGGGAGCAAACUUAGACAUGUGUGACGACGAUCAGCGCACGCCACUGAUGGAGGCCUGCGAGAACGACCACAUUGAGACGGCGCAGUACCUGCUGAGAGCUGGAGCCAGCGUCACGCACAAGGAUGUUGAAGGAUUCACGUGUCUGCAUCUAGCUGCAAAGUCUGGCCAUUACAACAUCGUUGAGCAUCUUCUCUCCACAGGCUUAAUCAACAUUAACUGUCAGGAUGAUGGAGGUUGGACAGCCAUGAUCUGGGCAACGGAGUACAAACAUGUGGACCAGGUGAAUCUGCUUCUGUGCAAAGGUGCCGACAUCAACAUAAGGGACAAGGAAGAGAACAUCUGCCUUCACUGGGCAGCGUUCUCGGGCAGCGUGGAGAUCGCCGAGCUUCUACUGAACGCCCGCUGCGACCUGCAGGCGGUCAACAUCCACGGAGACUCUCCUCUACACAUCGCUGCUCGGGAGAAUCGCUUUGAAUGUGUCACGCUCUUCCUCACUCGGGGAGCAGAUGUGUUUCUGAAGAACCGCGAGGGAGAGACUCCACCAGACUGCUGCAGCCACAACUCCAAGGCCUGGGCGGCCCUGCAGACCAACCGGAGGGAGAGGGACGCCAGGAGCACCAGGCUCUCUCGAGUGGAGGCGAAAGUCCUUCAGAGUGACAUAGCUCUGGGGCAAGAGAAGGUUCCCCUUCCCUGUGUCAACUCUGUGGACAGCGAACCAUACCCGGACGACUACAAAUACAUCCCCGAAAACUGUGUCACCUCCCCCAUGAACAUCGACAGGAACAUAACGCACUUACAGUACUGUGUUUGUAAAGAAAACUGUUCCACGAGUAUCUGCAUGUGUGGGCAACUGAGUCUGCGCUGCUGGUACGACAAGAGGGGUUGUCUGCUACCUGAGUUCUGCCGGGAGGAGCCUCCGCUCAUCUUUGAGUGCAACCAUGCAUGCUCCUGUUGGAGGACCUGCAAGAACCGCGUGGUGCAAAACGGAAUCAGGACCCGGCUUCAGCUCUUCAGGACCAGUAAGAAGGGCUGGGGUGUCCGUGCAGUACAAGACAUACCACAGGGGACCUUUGUAUGCGAGUACGUUGGUGAGAUCAUCUCCGAAGCCGAAGCAGAAAUGAGGCAGAAUGACACUUACCUGUUCAGCCUGGAUGAUAAGCCACAAGACCUAUACUGCAUCGACGCUCGUUUCUAUGGAAACAUCAGCCGCUUCCUCAAUCACAUGUGCGAGCCCAACCUGUUUGCCUGUCGAGUGUUCACGACCCACCAGGACCUCCGGUUCCCACACAUUGCCUUCUUUGCCAGUGAAAACAUCAAGGCUGGAGAAGAGCUCGGAUUUAAUUACGGCGACCACUUCUGGGAAGUCAAAAGCAAGUCGUUCAGCUGCGAAUGCGGUUCUUCCAAGUGCAAGUACUCGUCAGCGGCCAUGGCGUCGCUGCAGGCCGACAGCACACCAGAGGGCCGGCAGCAGCCCAGUGCGUCGCCCGACACCAGCUCUUCUAACGCCCCUACCAGCCCGUCCUAAAACCCCACCGCGCUGGGCUCCAUGUGCACCCAGCAGAUGGGACGCUCGAGGACUCCCGUGCGAUGCAGCCCGUCUGAACGUUAAUCGAUGGACUCGUACUCGAUCUCCACUCCUUAUUGGAAACACAGACAUUCUAGACAACCCGUGAAACACAGAUGCACAAUCAAAUUCUGGAAGAACUCGCUGCUGCUUUAUUCCAGCUCGUGCACCAUGAACAUCUUCAUGGUCAACGUGACAUCGACGUGACCCACGGCACAGUCACAGGGGACAAUAAAAAUACCUUACAUUCUUUAUACGUCAUAAAUAAUGUCACACAUUACUUUACUGGGAAGGCACACUGUGUCGUUGGUCGAUUUCUUUUAUUUUAAGAUAAUGGGUUUAAAUUGUUAUUUGGCUUUAAAAAAAAAAAUCAUUAUUAUGGAAACUCUGGGUCGGGAUGAGGGUAUCGUUGACUUUUGCAAAGACAACCUCAGCAUUGGGCUGGGUUUAACUUGUUCGACCUUUUGCGGUCAUUUAUCAUAAACCAUUCCAGCAAGAUUAGCUGAUAAAUAUCGACUUGCCACUUCUUUGUGUCCCUUCAUCAAUGUCCAACAUUCGCCACCGUGGUAGAUUUAAAAAUUGAUGAAUGAACUGAAACGAUGGGAAAGACAAAGGCGUGGCGCAUUAAAAAGUGGACUGUUUUGAGUAUAGAUUGUCAAGAGAGAAAGAUGCUGUAUCAUUCCUCCAAGACGAGGCGUUUCUGUUGUGAAUAAAUUGGUUGGCCGUUUUAUUAAGCAUGCUGCCACAGUUGUGGAAGAUUUCAUUAAACUGAAAUAGUUUAAAACAAGAAAAUGGUGCUGACAAAGAUUUUUGUUUUCAUUUUUAUUACCCAAUUGAACAUAGUUUGUAAGAUAAGAGAACGUUUUACGUUUUUUUAUGUUUUCAUUUUAACUCCACUUUUCUAAGCGUAGUUACUGUAGUUCGGCUAUUUUUGUUUCAUGAUUUUGUUGACAGAAGCCAACCAGUCUUUUUAAAUGUUGUUAGUAAAGCAGUGACUCUUGUGCAAAGUCUUGAAAGGUAUAAAUGACAAAAAAAGGUUAUUAAAAUGCAAUUCAUAACUUUCUGUUACAUAUUUCUGGACCGUGAACCAUUCACCUAAUUGGUUGUAUCUUUUUCAAUAAAUUUACUACUAAUGCAUUUAUUCUGA